UUAAAUACUUCCAAGUCCCAACUCCUGUCUUCGUCAUUCACUUGUUUCACACUCCUCCUCCUUUCUUUCUCUUUGCCUUGGUCUUCACUCUCGCACCAUGCUCCGCUUUUGCUUCCUUUUGCUGCUGCUGGGGCUCGUUACUGCCGAGGACCCUUACAGAUUCUUCAACUGGAACGUCACCUACGGUGACAUCUAUCCCCUUGGUUUUAAACAACAGGGCAUUCUCAUCAAUGGUCAAUUUCCUGCACCCGAAAUCUACUCUGUUACCAAUGACAAUCUCAUCAUUAAUGUCUUCAAUAACUUGCCCGAACCUUUCCUCAUAUCCUGGAGUGGUGUUCAGCAAAGGAGAAAUUCUUAUCAAGACGGAGUCUAUGGAACCACGUGCCCCAUCCCCCCUGGCAAGAAUUUUACCUACACGCUUCAAGUCAAAGAUCAGAUCGGAAGCUACUUCUAUUUCCCUUCUCUUGCGUUCCAAAAAGCUGCUGGUGGCUUUGGUGCUAUCAAAGUCCUCAGCAGACCAAGGAUUCCUGUCCCUUUCCCAGAUCCAGCUGGUGAUUUCUCUCUUCUCGUCGGCGAUUGGUACACCAUCCCUCAUCAGAGAUUGAAGGCCGUUUUAGAUGGUGGUCACAGGCUUCCUUUCCCUCAAGCUUUACUAAUUAAUGGCCGCGCAAACGGCACUAGUUUCACUUUGGAGCGAGGGAAAACGUAUAGGCUCAGAAUAUCAAACGUGGGGCUUCAGAACACUCUCAACUUCAGGAUUCAAGGCCACGACUUGAAAUUGGUUGAAGUUGAAGGAACUCACACUGUACAGACCACCUAUUCCUCAUUGGAUGUUCACGUGGGACAAUCUUAUUCUGUUCUCAUCACAGCUGAUCAGACACCAAAAGACUACUAUAUUGUCGUGUCCACUCGUUUCACCAACCAGGAACUCACUAGCACCGCCAUUCUUCAUUAUAGCGACUCUCAGCAACCUGUCUCCGGCCCUAUUCCUGCUGGACCAACCACCCAGAUCGAUUGGUCUCUUCAACAAGCUCGUUCAAUCAGGACUAACCUUACUGCCAGUGGACCGAGGCCAAAUCCUCAAGGUUCUUACCACUAUGGUCUGGUAAAUGUAAGCAGAACGAUUAUCCUGGAGAGCUCAGCAGCUCAAGUUCAGGGCAAGCAAAGAUAUGCAGUGAAUAGUGUAUCCUUCAUCCCAGCCGACACCCCCUUGAAACUAGCAGAUUACUUCAAGAUUGAUGGUGUUUUCAAGGUUGGAAGCAUCCCAGACAACCCCUCGGGAAAACAAAUGUAUCUCGAUACUUCAGUCAUGGGAGCUGAUUUUCGAGCCUUUGUUGAGAUCGUGUUUCAGAAUCACGAGAACAUUAUCCAAAGUUGGCACAUUGACGGAUACUCGUUCUGGGUCGUAGGUAUGGAUGGCGGUGAGUGGGCGCCUGCUAGUCGUAAUCAGUACAACCUCAGAGAUGCAGUUUCCAGGUGCACUACACAGGUAUAUCCCAAGUCAUGGACUGCAAUUUACAUGGCACUGGAUAACGUGGGAAUGUGGAAUGUGAGAAGUGAAUUUUGGGCAAGACAGUACCUUGGCCAACAAUUCUAUCUGCGAGUGUAUUCACCAGUGGAAUCGAUCAGGGAUGAGUAUCCAAUUCCGAAGAAUGCUCUUCUCUGUGGCAGGGCUGCCAGCAGAACUCCACGAUGAACAUGAAGUUGCUGGAGAACGUACAGAAUAUCAGUUGACCCAUUCUUUGAAAAGUUCAAUAAUGAUUUAUUUGAAUAUCGGAAUUCCACUACACCAUGAUCAUAAAUUAUUUACAAUUAUUUAUUUUUUUCAUGUUGUCACUUAUCAAUGCUCUUCAUUGACAGAAAUUAUUCACACUAUUUCAACCUCUC
This is a messenger RNA of Prosopis cineraria, 1887 nucleotides long. Its product is annotated as L-ascorbate oxidase homolog. NCBI's taxonomy places the organism in Eukaryota, Viridiplantae, Streptophyta, Magnoliopsida, Fabales, Fabaceae. The coding region runs from base 98 to 1696 and encodes 532 amino acids. The record is from RefSeq and is a predicted model, not a curated record. Gene Ontology annotation, molecular function: oxidoreductase activity; copper ion binding. The transcript is spliced from 8 exons.